UCUCUCUCUCUCUCUCUCUCUCUCGCUCUCUCUCUCUCUACAGUGAGCACUAGAGAAUAGAGAAAGCCAUUAACACAUUCUCAAUCUCCGAACCCAAAACCAAGAUGGAUGAUCCGACUCCGAAACUCCUCACCAUCUCCGACCUAAUACACCGUAAUCGUCCGAUCACCGCCACCUCAUCUCUCCACUCCCGCCUUCCCGGCCGUCCGAUCUCUCCCAAACCCAAACCCAAACCCAAACCUAAACCCCCAAAUCCCACCCAUUUAAACCCUAACCCUAAAACUCUCACUCCUCUCAACAACCCAGCCACCAUGAUCGGAACCCUAACCCUCCCAAUCAACACCUCUCCCUCAAAUCCAAACCCUAAUUUUCGAUGCCCCUACAACAAUAACAAUUGCCUCCAGUUCUCCGAUGAUUCGGCUUCGAUUUGCUGCGACGUUCUCGACCUCGAUGUUCGGAUCAUCGGCAAGAAAAUCCGCGUCCUCGCUUGGAAUUUCAUUCCCUUGAAGCGCGGCGGCUGGUUCUUGGAGAUUAUCAAAUGGAGUUUCCUCGAAUCGAGUGGGCUCGGGCUCGGUCGGUGUUCGAAUGUGGAUACAUUUCCAUUGGUUUCAGGUUCUUCAUCUACCACCACUGACGCUGAUCCCAAAGCUUGGUAUCGAAUUCACGGUGCUCUAGAGUUUAUUAGUCCUGUUUCUGUGGUUCCAUGCAAUAAAAGAGGUGUAAAUUCAAGUCUUCGAGGUUUUUUACUUCAAGUUAUCGCUUGUGAAUGUAAAUUAUGUAGUUCAAAGAGUUCUAAAUUGGGUUUGAAUGAUUCAAUUCGAGAACAUGAUACUCAUUCUUAUACAAAACCCGUGUUUGUGUACUUUUGUGGUUCUGCUUCAUUUUGGCAUCCUGUAAUUGUGAAACUUAUUGGGAAGAUUGUGAUGGUCUCGGGGUUGAAGAUGAAGUUGGUGUAUAUAGGAAAGAAUGAGUCUCGGUUGAUGUAUGUGACUACGGAGAAAUCUGCUUUGCAUUUGUCUAGAUUGUCUAAGAAAUGGGCACUGCGUGAAAAACGUGUGAUGGAGGGGAAAGGAGAAUGUGGUUCGUAUAAGGGCGUAAUUAGAGGUGUGUACAUGGAAGGGAUGGUUGUUGAGCUGGACAAUGAAGUGUGGCUUUUGUUGACUGAUCAUUUACUAACUCCACCGCAUAGUCUUAGGGUUGGCGCUCUUAUAUCCGUGAGAAAUGUUCAUUUUGUGAAUCCAAAAUUUUCUUGGAAGAAAAUGCUUAUACUGGGGGCUUGCUUCAAGACUAGCAUUGUUGUGGAAUCCUUCUCCCCAUUGGAAACUGGGAGUCAUGUAGUUUCACAAUUGCAAAGUAUGCUGGGGAAGUUUGUUGAGUCCCUAGUAUUUUCUGCCCGACUAUGGGUAUUACUUGUCAUUUCAUGCUUUGGGAAAAAGUUUUCUGGUAUGACAAAUGAGGAGAUUUUGGGAUCAAAACAUAAGGAAGGACUGGCUCAGGUCUAUGCUAGUUUACAUUUACCUCCGCCAGCGUUUCGAUCUCGGCAUGGAUUAUUCGUGGAAGUAUGUAAUCAUGACCAGUGUGGCUGUGGUAGUGAAGUGCAUUCUAAUAACCUCAAAUUGGUGAUGCCCAUAUCUAGUUUUAUCUGUCACUGUGAGGCCACAUGGAUGAGAAUGCUACAACGGGAAAAUGACUGUAAAAAUAUUUGUGAGAACAACCAAUUUAACCUUCAAUCUUGUGAAGGGAGAUUUUAUGGCCGAUCAAUCAAGAAAAUAAUUACAAGUGAAGAUAUGGGCAUUAGUUUGCUUGGAAGUCUAAAGAUUUCUCCCUCUUCUGGAAGAUUACAGUUGGUUGAUGCGACUGGUAACAUUGAUGUUCUUAUACCAGAUCUUCCAUCAACCUGGAAUACCCACAGCAUAUAUGAGGUAAUUGACUAUAGUCUUAUUAUUGAAGGUGAACCUCAUUUGAUAGAUCAUUUGGGUUUGCUUGAUAAUGAGUCAGUCUCAUGCAGAAGUAUAUUUCAGUGCAUCCCACUGGCAAGAGAUAUAAACCUAGCAGUCUAUAUUUAUUUUCAUUUGAGGGAUGCAACCUGCAGAAAUCUUCCCUUUUAUCCUUGUAUUGACAAAAAGGAUGAUUUUGAGAAACUUGAAGGUGGAGCGUUUCAUCUACUUCGCGUAACACACAAAUUUCCUGUGUUGCACAAGCUUAAUGGUGAUAUGGCUGUAUCAAACACGUCAAGUCUAUUUGUUGAGGCCAUAAUUUUGCCUUGGGAUUUAUUUCUCAACGGGGAUGGGCUUCCAACAAAGGUUUCAACGGAACAGCUGGAGGAACCCAUGGAAUGUUGUGCUGGUGAAAAUUACCAGGAGCAUGCUUCUCUCAAGAGACGUAAAAUUGAUCUUGCAUCAAUCAAAGCAUUGAGUGCAGGUGUAAUGUAUGAUUGCAGCAAACCUGACCAUGGACUGAGUUCUUGUUCUAAUUCUUAUGCUCAAUUCAAUGAGGAGCUGAUGUCUUGCAACUUGAGUUCUUACCAAAAAAUUUCUUGUUUGAUCACUGUUAGAGGUGUUAACUGUAAUAGCAUGGUUAGUUCAGGUACCUUGCAGUGCACAAGUUCCAGUUUAAAUGGUGGUGGUGGUUGCAGACCAAGUGCACGAAAGGUAUUGCUGGAGAUCAAGUCUGAAAGUUUUUUCAAGUAUCAGUUUUUGCAGAUUGGUGGUUAUUACAUCACAAAACAUCAUGGAGAUGAUUCUUUUUGUAAAAAGGGUUCUGGUUACGUCAGUGAUGUUAAAGUUCUUCUUAAUUCUGGAAUACAUAUGUGGAGCCUUUCAUAUGCUUUUGAUGAGGUUUUUCCUGAUAGUAAUUCAUCUGACCACCGGGUAUUCAGUAGUUCUUCUUUCAGCAAUAAUGAGGCUCUCUCUGCAAAUAAACUUGAACACCUCCAGGUUUUUACAGAAAAUUCUCCUAGCACUUGUUCAGAUGUUCAUAUUAUUUUCCCUGCAAACGUAAGAGAUAUCUUGGAGGCAAAUCUUGGGGGUUUGGAAGAUGGCCUGGUCAAACCAAUUGUGCCACCUAAAGAAAUCACUAAUGAUUCUCUGUCUAUGGCGUCCACUGAUUGUAGUUGCCUAUUUCCUGAGGGAAAUUUAUCAUCUUUACGGGGGCAGGUGGUUUCCUUUUAUAGCAUGGACCAUAGUUCCAUUGAUGCACAUCUGAGCUGUGAAAGCCUCGGUGAUAUUCUCCAGACAAGAUUCUUUCAGGGAGUUAUAAGAAGUUUUUGUAUUCAUGUUUUGGUUGACCAUCACAUUGUGAGGAUCUGUGGUUCCCUAAAUAAACGCGCUAUUCCUAUUGGAUUUGGACCUGGAGCAUAUGCAACAUUCCAUCGAAUUCUUGACAGGGGGGGAAAGAAUAGCUUUAUGUUGACACCUGUAACAUUUAUUGUAAUAAACUCCAUCAGUGCAGUCAGUGAACCCUACAAUGACAAAAAUAUCAAUUCUUGGCCUGCUUCAGAUGUGCACAAUGAUGCUGCUCCAGAUACUGUUUCUUCAGGACUGAUUUCUGAUUUGAUUCAAAGAGUGGAUUGCAAGCCAAUGAGGUUUCGUUGCAGGGUUGUUGCUAUCCAUACACUGGUUCUGGAGAAGAGGAGGAAUGUAAAAUAUGAUGAUUUACAAUCAAAAGAUACCUCUAGGACACCCUUUGUUGACAUCCCAUUUGCUGGUUUUGUUUUGGAUGAUGGGUCAUCCUCUUCUUUUUGCUGGGCCAACGCUGAAAGAGCAGCAACCUUGCUGAGGCUGCAUGAAAAACUCCCACGGGGAGCUUUUGAAAACAGUGGCUGGACUUCAAAGUGGGCUCAGAUAGAUGACAAUGCCUGUAGCACAAUCAUUUAUCAUAUUGAGAGAAUAAUCAGGAACCAUGAUAGAAUUACAGUGAAGAAUCAUGGGUCAAUGUUUGAUUCUUCUUAUCAAGACCUUGCUGUUUCUGUCAGUUCAGAUAAUGCCCUCAGUUGCUCAGAUGAGAACCUCCUUAAGUUCAUAAUCUUCAAUGCUUGCUUUGGCACAUUCUGGAAUGUUGUUGCAAGCGUGAUGGAUUCAAGUACUGUUAGGCAAUUGGGGAAAGAACACCUUUCAGGAAUGGGGCCGACCGUGCAUGCCAUACAAAACAUAUGGGCUAUGGAAGUUUGUUACUCAAACCCACUUACUGAUGGCAGGUAUUUGAUCCAAGAACUGCUUAAUAGAUAAUUGUUUUAUGGCCUAUGUGUUUGUUCACAGUUGGUCUCAAGCCCACACAAAGGUGGAGGGUUGCGGUAGGUUGAUGGCAAAUGUAAAAUUUAGUUACUUUUCAAGAAUGUAUCAUAUUGUUGAAAAGUCUUGGGAUUAAGGAUUUGUUGUUAGUAGCCAACUAUAGGUUGCAGGGUCUUUUUUUUAAAAGGAGGUAGAAAACCAUAUAUGUUGAAAUAUAAAAUCAAUGUCUAACUA
Messenger RNA from Quercus robur (English oak), 4463 nucleotides. RefSeq names its product CST complex subunit CTC1. Gene Ontology annotation, biological process: telomere maintenance via telomere lengthening; positive regulation of DNA replication. The coding region runs from base 105 to 4226 and encodes 1373 amino acids. Gene Ontology annotation, molecular function: telomeric repeat DNA binding; single-stranded DNA binding. NCBI's taxonomy places the organism in Eukaryota, Viridiplantae, Streptophyta, Magnoliopsida, Fagales, Fagaceae. The transcript has 16 exons. The record is from RefSeq and is a predicted model, not a curated record. Gene Ontology annotation, cellular component: CST complex.